Molecule: messenger RNA, 2073 nt
Organism: Cajanus cajan (pigeon pea)
Lineage: Eukaryota; Viridiplantae; Streptophyta; Magnoliopsida; Fabales; Fabaceae
Product: E3 ubiquitin protein ligase DRIP2
Molecular function (GO): ubiquitin-protein transferase activity
Source: RefSeq, a predicted model, not a curated record
UCGGAAAAUAAAUAGAAUAAAAAAAGACAAAACCAGUUCCGAUGCGAGCUUCGUUCGGUUAAUGCCUUUUCUCUUCGAGAUCAACCUCGACGCUGUCCGAAUCCAACAACUUCCUCCUAAAUCCACGUCCAAUCUCACCCACCCACCUUCUUUUCCUAACACGCAUCGUUAGCUAGGUGAUUGUAACGAAGUCGACGUAAAUUUGCAUGCAGUCUGGUGCGCUGUGGUGGAUACAUAUAUAUAUACAUACGUGAUGACCAUGAAGCGGUUGGUGAGAGUGAAGAGGGAUGCGGUUGCAGCAUGCAUGACUUGCCCUCUUUGCAACAACUUUCUCAAAGAGGCCACUGCCAUUUCUCUCUGCCUUCACACGUUUUGCAGGAAGUGCAUUUAUGAUAAAAUUACAGAUGAAGAAUUGGAGAACUGUCCAGUUUGUAACAUUGAUUUGGGCAUUGUUCCACUUGAGAAAAUGAGGCCAGAUAACAGCUUACAAGAUUUAAGGAACAAAAUUUUCCCUUUAAAUAAAAGAAAGGACAAGGAACCUGUAGCUGUCCCCUCUGUACUGUUACCAGCUAGAAGAAAGGAGAGAUCACUUUCAUCUUUGGUUGUCAGCACUCCAAGGGUAUCCACACAGUUAACCAUGACAGGAAGAAGAACAAAACCUACAAGAAAGGCUAGUGGCCUGCCAGGCUCUAGCUUCUCCAUUGAAAAGGUAAUUAAAAAAGAAGCGGAAUUACUGGAUGACCGCCAAGAUAGUUCAUGCUCACCUGACACUUCAAACAAGUCUGCUAAGAAUGUUGGACAGAGUUUGUCACCUUCUAAAAAUAGCCAAUCCAUAAGCAAUAGAGGACCACAGAAUGGUGCUGAACCACAAGAAGCAAAAUGGGAUCUUUGGAAAACUCUGAAUUAUUUAGCAGAGGCUGCUAGUAGGAGCAAGUCUUUUAAGUCUAAUGCGCAAGCGUCUGAUGCUAAUCUAGAAUCCAUGAAAGUGACUGACAGUGAUUCUAAAGUGCUGAAAGCAAAAAUUAAGGAAAAUAAGCGCAAGGCAAAAGUUGAUGAUGAAAAGAUUAGCACUGAUCAUGUCUCUUCAGAUACAGCAAAACCACACAAAUUGCGGAGAGUACGCCCAAAAAAGGAACCUGUUUUUGGAGAAUCAAGAAUAUCACCUCAGGCUGUUCUGGAUGCUACUGGCAAUAAUCUCUUGUGGAACAAUUCAAUUUGGUUCUCCUUAGCAGCUUCCGAAAACCAGGAAGGGGAUGCACCUUUACCCCAAAUUCCUUCGAGUUAUGUAAGAAUAAAGGACGGAGGGAUACCAGUCUCAUUUAUCCAAAAGUUAUUAAUGAAGAAACUAGGCCUGAAAAGUGAGGAUGAGGUUGAGAUUAAAUGCAUGGGACAUCCAGUGCUUCCUUCACUACAGGUACAAAAUUUGGUUGAACUGUGGCUUGAUACGGCGUCUACAGGACACAGAAUUCCUGCAACCAUUGGAUCCUCAGGGAAAGAUUUUGUCAUGAUCCUAACCUAUGGCCGGAAGGUCUCACAGCCUUGAUCAUGGUUCCAAAUUAUGGCCCUUUUCACAUUUUUAUUAUAGCUUGAAAAAUCAAGAACCUCACAGAAUAAUUGCUUCCUCAUCAGUCAUCAGCAUGUAUAUUCAACAAGAAUUCUUCUGUCACUGAGUUGCCAAUAGCCGCGAUGUUAUGAAGGAUAAGAUAGGUUGAAUAAAUUGAAGAAAUCUCGUCUCCUGGUAGUCUGUUAAAUGUAGAGUAGCAUGCUGUUCUGCUGGUCAUUGUAGUGAUCAUUGGUUUCUGAUUUUUCGAGAGCAUGCCUUUUGUUUUCAAGCUAGUUGCGACAAAUGGUUUCUUGGAUAUUUGACAUUUCAAUUUAGAUUGUCUUUUCCUACUAUUUUCAUUCGGUUUGUAUGAAUUACUAUUUCUGCAAGCAAAUGAAUAGCAGAAAAUCACAUUAGAUCUUGAAUCUUCCUGUUAAAAAAAAAUGAUAGGUACUACCGUAUAAGUUUGUAUGCAAGAACCAACCAUGUUGGGCUGUGACACGAAUACAGAUAGAAACAAGUUUCUUUUA